This is a messenger RNA of Dendrobium catenatum, 2043 nucleotides long. Its product is annotated as AMSH-like ubiquitin thioesterase 1. Gene Ontology annotation, molecular function: K63-linked deubiquitinase activity; protein binding; metal-dependent deubiquitinase activity. Gene Ontology annotation, biological process: protein K48-linked deubiquitination; protein K63-linked deubiquitination. NCBI's taxonomy places the organism in Eukaryota, Viridiplantae, Streptophyta, Magnoliopsida, Asparagales, Orchidaceae. The record is from RefSeq and is a predicted model, not a curated record. The transcript has 14 exons. Bases 277 to 1815 code for a protein of 512 amino acids. Gene Ontology annotation, cellular component: membrane; endosome.
UAACAGUGCAUUUACAGUGCCGACGACGAUCAAAAGUAGAUAAUUUCUAGGCCGAUCAACACCUUUCUAAAUUCCGAUUUUGCUGGUGCUGUGUCCCUUCGACAACGAAGACGAGACUACGAAGAAAGUUGUGCUUCUGGAUCUAGGUUUUAGGAUUAGGUUGGGUUUUGGCUCGCUUUUCGUUGUACAAUCUGUUCUCUGGGUGAAAAUCCAAUGGUGUUCCUCUAGGUCCGAUUGGAAGUUUAAGGAAGGAGGGGUGAGAGGUGAAACCCUAAGAUGAAGUCUACGGGGAUCAUCAACAUCGCGGCCAGCGCGCCAAAGCUGGACGCGGACAAUCGGAUCUCGCUUCGAAAUUACUACCGUAUUGCGAAUAAUCUCAUUAAGCAGGCUGACAUCUAUCGUGAGGAAAAGAAUUUAAUUGAUCUGUAUGUUAUGCUGCUGCGGUUUUCAAGUUUGAUCACUGAAACUAUUCCAUAUCAUCGAGAUUACCAUGUGUCUCUACAAGGUGAAAGAAUCAUUUUUAAGAAGAAAUUAUUACAUGUCAUUACUGAGCUGGAGGCACUUAAGCCAGAUGUACAGCAGCGUCUUGAAGAAUUGAACCGCAAGUCUAGGAGUCAAGUUAGCAGAUGGGAUCGAAAACAUCAAAACAAUUCAAUCAAUAACUCCUUGGAGUGGCCUUCUAUUAAAAAACAGAACUUAAAAAGUGACAGUAGACAGGUAUACCGGGUUAUAGGACAAAAUGGAGUCUCCAGGUUUCCAUCUGGUCAGCAAGAUUUACUACCACAAUCCAAGCCUAAGGGAGAUUGGAUUAGCAAUUUAUCUUUUACCACCCUGCGGCCUAAGGAGGAGACAUUAUCAAGGCACUCUAUUUUAGGACCCAAUGGCCUUUCAGGACAUUGGCUGCCACCAAAUAUUGGUCAACUGGUUCAAUAUCCAAGCAAUGUCGACUUAUCUCCUAUUGAAAUCCCGAGCUUGCCUCAGCCUACUAAACUAGAUGAUCCAGCUAUGAAAGAUAAUGGCACUUCUCACCAGGAUAACACUAUGUUAGCGGAAGUGCUCUCCUUACAUGAUGGUGGAGCAUCAUUUCAUGCUGAACAACCAUCUUCCAUGAUAAACUUUGAUGCUAUAGAAGUUCCUGCUAAAAUGGAUCUUAUUAGAGAUCCGUCACCUCCACCUGUGCGUGCAGAAGUAGAAGAGUUAGUUACUAUGACAUCACAGCUAUCUAAUUCACUUGAACAAACAUCUUUAUCCACGAAUGAGCUGGUCGGCUCUGAAUCUCCUUUAGAAGUGCACAUUUCGACUUCAUUGAUGGAGAGCUUUCUUAGAGUGGCUAAGUCAAAUACUGAUAAACACAUAGAAACAUGCGGAGUGAUUGCUGGUUUACUUAAAAGCAGAAAAUUUUUUGUGACUGCUCUUAUUAUUCCGAAACAGGAGGGAUCAACUGACUCAUGCCAGGCAACAAAUGAGGAGGAAAUAUUUGAAUACCAGGAUAAGCAUUCACUUUUCCCCCUUGGUUGGAUUCAUACGCAUCCUACUCAAUCUUGUUUCAUGUCUGCAAUUGAUGUCCACACACACUAUUCCUAUCAGGUUAUGCUACCUGAAGCGAUUGCAAUUGUUAUGGCCCCUAGUGACAUUUCAAGAAAACAUGGCAUAUUUAGAUUAACAACACCUGGAGGCAUGUCAAUCAUUCGGAACUGCGAUCAGCGCGGCUUCCAUCCUCAUUCAUCUCCGCCAGAUGGCGGUCCGAUCUACGACCAUUGCUCUGAUGUUUAUAUGAAUCCAUCUUUGCAGAUUGAUGUGGUUGAUCUCAGAUGAGUCUCCUGACCUUUUAAUACAGCUCUUGAUUCUUUCUCUGGAUCUGAUUUUCCUGUACAUAAACAUAUAGUUUGUAUUGUAGAGCAGAGUGCUGUCUCUGCUGGGCUCUGAAGCAAGUUGAUGAUUGAAUUCCUCAUUAAUCAAAUAAUGCUGCUUUUCAAACAGAUCACUAAACUGGAAUUAUUCUUUCUAUUGUCUAAUACUUAGUUCUUGUUGCAGUCAUUCUUU